Molecule: messenger RNA, 6229 nt
Organism: Dipodomys ordii (Ord's kangaroo rat)
Lineage: Eukaryota; Metazoa; Chordata; Mammalia; Rodentia; Heteromyidae
Gene: Trpm6
Product: transient receptor potential cation channel, subfamily M, member 6
Exons: 34
Coding region: 1-5454 (1817 amino acids)
Biological process (GO): monoatomic cation transmembrane transport; protein phosphorylation; protein tetramerization
Cellular component (GO): apical plasma membrane
Molecular function (GO): ATP binding; monoatomic cation channel activity; protein serine/threonine kinase activity
Source: RefSeq, a predicted model, not a curated record
AUGACAUUUUCUCUUCUGUUCCAGAAAUCCUGGAUUGAAGGAGUAUUCAACAAGAGAGAAUGUAACAAAUUCAUACCCAGUUCAAAAGACCCUCACAGUACAGAUAUGUCAUUGCUACCAUAUGUACAAUUAUGGGAUAUGACAGAGAAAGUGGUGUGCAUGUACCAGACCCUGGGGAACCCGCUCAGCACGCUCACCACCCUCAACUGCAUGCACUCACACUUCAUCCUGUCCGACGAUGGGACUGUGGGCAAGUAUGGAAACGAAAUGAAGCUCCGGAGGAGCCUGGAGAAGUAUAUCUCACUGCAGAAAAUACACAGCCGCUCACUCCCAGGGGUGCCCGUGAUGGGGCUGGUGGUGGAAGGCGGCCCCAACGUCAUCCUGUCGGUGUGGGAGACGGUGAAGAACGAAGUCCCUGUGGUGGUCUGUGAAGGUUCGGGCAGAGCGGCCGACCUCCUGGCCUUCACUCACAAACACUUAGCCGACGAAGGGAUGCUGCGUCCGCAGGUGAAAGACGGGAUCCUCAGCAUGAUCGAAAGCACCUUCAACUUCAGCCCCGAGCAGUCCAGACACCUCUUCCACAUUCUAAUGCAGUGCAUGGCCUACAGGGAUUCCAUUACCAUAUUUGAUGUGGAUUCUGAGGAGCAGCAAGACCUUGACCUAGCAAUUCUGACAGCUCUGCUGAAGGGCACAAACUUAUCAAUAUCAGAACAAUUAAACCUGGCAAUGGCUUGGGACAGAAUGGACAUUGCCAAGAAACACAUCUUAACAUAUGGGCAACAUUGGAAGCAUGGUGCCCUAGAGCAAGCAAUGCUAGAUGCUUUAGUGAUGGAUCGGGUAGAUUUUGUGAAGCUCUUAAUAGAAAGUGGAGUGAACCUCCACCGAUUUCUCACCAUCCAGCGACUGGAAGAGCUCUAUAACACAAAACAAGGCCCAAGUAAUAUGUUUUUGCGUUAUCUUGUCCAAGAUGUAAAACAGAGAUCUACCAGCCUUUCCCAGAGCCUUUCCCAGCACCCAGCUCCCCAGAGGCCCUCCUCAGAGAACAGAGCGGAGUGUCCAGACAGCACCCAGAGCACGCUGCAUUCCCAGUUCUUUCGAACGGCUCAGCCCUACAAAUCCAAGGAAAAAUCUGGAAUCCCUCAUAAAUCAAGGAAGAAGUCAAAAGAAACACAGCACGUAGAGGACGCUGAGUCUACUGGCUUUAUCUAUCCAUACAACGACCUGCUGGUCUGGGCGGUGCUGAUGAAGCGGCAGAAGAUGGCCAUGUUUUUCUGGCAGCAUGGGGAAGAGGCCACGGUCAAAGCAGUGAUCGCUUGUAUCCUCUACCGAGCCAUGGCCCGGGAAGCGAAGGAGAGCAAUAUGGUGGAUGACACUUCCGAAGAACUGAAAAGUUACUCAAAGCAGUUUGGCCAGCUGGCCCUGGACGUGCUGGAGAAGGCCUUCAAGCAGAACGAGCCCAUGGCCAUGAAGCUGCUCACCUAUGAACUCAAGAACUGGAGCAAUUCCACCUGCUUGAAGCUGGCCGCGUCCGGGGGCCUGCGCCCCUUUGUGUCCCAUUCCUGCACCCAAAUGCUGCUCACCGACAUGUGGAUGGGCCGCCUGAAAAUGAGGAAGAACUCUUGGUUGAAGAUCAUCCUAAGUAUUCUCGUGCCACCAACCAUUUUGACACUGGAAUUUAAAAGCAAAGCUGAGAUGUCACAUGUCCCUCAAUCCCAGGAUUUCCAGUUUACGUGGUAUUAUGGUGACCAAAACCUUGACACCACCAAAGAAAAUGCUUAUGCGAAAGACUGUGAUCUGGAAAAGGGCUUCGAUGAGAAAUUGGAUGAAAAUCAGCACUUUCAUGUACGGGACGGACCCCGGGGGCUGCCCUGGACUGGGAAAGUCUAUGAAUUCUACAAUGCUCCCAUUGUCAAGUUUUGGUUUUACACGAUGGCGUAUUUGGCCUUCCUCCUGCUGUUCACGUACACAGUGCUGGUGGAGAUGCAGCCCCAGCCCAGCGCCCAGGAGUGGCUUGUGAUCGUUUACAUCUUCACCAACGCUGUGGAGAAAGUGAGGGAGAUCUGUAUUUCAGAACCCGAGAAGCUGACCCAGAAGGUGAAGGUGUGGAUUAGCGAGUACUGGAAUCUGAUGGAGGCGGUGGCUGUGGGUCUGUUUUCUGUCGGGUUUGGCCUUCGCUGGGGCCCCCCUCCAUGGGGCACGGCGGGCCGGCUCAUCUACUGCAUCAACAUCAUCUUUUGGUUCUCGAGGCUCAUGGACUUCUUCGCUGUCAAUCAGCACGCCGGUCCCUACGUGACCAUGAUUGCCAAAAUGGCAGGAAACAUGUUCUACAUUGUGAUCAUAAUGGCCAUCGUCUUGCUCAGCUUCGGGGUGGCCCGGAAAGCCAUCCUGUCGCCAAAGGAGCCUCUGUCUUGGAGCCUUGCUAGAGACGUUGUGUUUGAGCCGUACUGGAUGAUAUAUGGAGAAGUUUACGCUUCUGAGAUAAUUGUUUGCACAGACGAGACUUCCUGCCCUCCGGGAUCUUUUCUCACGCCGUUCCUGCAGGCUGUCUACCUCUUCGUGCAGUAUAUCAUCAUGGUGAACCUGCUGAUUGCUUUCUUCAACAAUGUGUACUUAGAGAUGAAGUCCAUUUCCAACAAGCUGUGGAAGUACAACCGCUACCGCUACAUUAUGACCUACCACGAGAAACCCUGGCUGCCCCCGCCCCUCAUCCUCCUCAGCCACCUGAGCCUCCUCCUCCAGGGACUGUGCUGCCAACGCGGUGCACGGGACCAGGACCAGGGCUACACGGGCCUGAAACUAUAUCUGAGUAAGGAGGAUCUCAAAAAGCUUCAUGACUUUGAAGAGCAAUGCGUGGAAAAAUACUUCCACGAGAAGGCAGAGGGUCUGAAUUGUAGUUUUGAGGAACGGAUCCGAGUGACCUCAGAAAGGGUUACAGAGAUGUACUUCCAACUGAAAGAAAUGAACGAGAAAGUGACUUUUAUCAAGGACUCGCUGCUGGGUUUGGACAGCCAGGUAGGACACCUGCAGGACCUGUCAGCCCUGACCGUGGAUACGCUGCAGGUCCUGUCUGCGGUGGACAGCUUGCAGGGAGACGAGGCUAUGUCGGGGAAGAGCAGGCACUCGGCCGGCAGAACUCUUCCUCACAGCUGGAACACCCUGGUGUGUCCCCCGUUCCUCAGUAGCCCCGAGAUCGCUGCAGGGAAGAAAUUCCAGUAUUAUAGCAUGCCCCCCUCUUUGCUAUGGAGCCGAAGCCAGCUUGCCCCCAGAUCCCAGAGGGGGUCCCUUCUUGAGAUGACCCCCAGUCCAAAAGAGGCCUCAGAUGGGAGAGAAGAUCAAGCAGAACAAGAAACAGAGCAAAGCACAAUGGCAUCUGGGGUGUCCUCAAACAGGCAAACACCCCCCAAGUAUGGCAAGUUUCUCCUGGUCCCUUCUCAUCCGAAGCAAGGUCUUGAGUGUACAGCCACUCUCUUGCCUCUGUGCGGCCCUUCUGUAGAAGCAGAUAUGCCAGGAAAUGACCAGGCGGCCCAGUGUAAGAUCCCUGUCCAUCUGCCUCAGCCGACCCCAGGGGUCUCCCAUCAAGCAUCGGUGGCUGACCCUGAAGAGCAGCCCGAGCUGCCCAUGUCUCAGGCGGUGCGUGAACAAGAGAUGGAGUGUCUUCCACCCAUGCUGGGGGGCACCCCUGCCCCCAGGGCAAUGGGGUCACUCCCUCCCCAAGCUCAGAACAGGCACAGCCGGGCGGGCUACGUGAACUGGGCGUUUUCAGAAGGUGAUGAGCCCGGUGUGUCCAGCCUCACCCCCCAAAGGCAAGCCUCCGUGCCUUCCACCUGUUCCAGUGACUCCACACAGAGCCAAUCACAAAGCCCAGAGCAGGGAGGAGGUGGAGGCCUCUCAGAUAACUCCACAAGAUUGGCCAGGAGCAGUGACUGCUCGGGAGACUCCGGCCCCUGGCUCCAGCCAGACACGUCCUUCUGCAUCCGUCCCUUCCGCACACACAGAUCCCUCUUUCGGAGCCACAGCUUCAGAUUCCACAAGAAGGAGACGCUGGUGAACAUGUGUAAGAUCAAAAGACAUUCGAGAUCCUCAGAGACAUCAUGGAUCAAAGCGAAGAUAAUAACCAAGGAGAGGAGAUUGUCAAGGAGAAGGACAAAAACUCAACCACUACAAGUGCCGGUCAUCACAGUCAACAGCUGCUGUCAAAGUGACCAAUUAAAUUCUGAACUGGGAGAAAGUAACAUCUCAGAAGAGGAGUGUGGCAGGAACUGGCUUACAGUCUCCAAAUUUAGCCAGAUGAGUUUAGAACCUUAUAUAUAUCAGAAAAUGAAGACCAACGAAAUCGAGCAGCAUGCAGAACAAAUUAGCGAUUAUCUAAGGCAGUCUCAAGAGAAUCUGUCUGAAAACUCCUCAUUGAACUCCUGGAGCAGCAACCUCAGGAGGACCCUUCUGAGGCAAAGUUCAAGUGGAAUUGACAGCAUCUCAGCCUUCUUAAAAAGCCCCCAAGAGCCUCACCGCCAUUAUUCAGCCAUCGAGAGGAAUAAUUUAAUGAGGCUCUCUCAGACCAUACCGUUCACACCAAUCCAGCUGUUCGCAGGGGAAGAGGUGACGCUCUACAAGCUGGAGGAGAGUUCCCCUCUGAACCUGGGUAAGAGCAUGUCCUCUUGGUCGCAGUACGGGAGAGCUGCGAUGAUCCAGGUGUUGUCCCAAGAGGAGCUGGGCGGCGGCCUCCGCAAAGCCAUGAGAGUCAUCAGCACCUGGUCUGAGGAUGACGUGCUCAAGCCAGGCCAGGUGUUCAUCGUGAAGUCCUUUCUCCCCGAGGUGGUGCAGACAUGGCACGAGAUCUUCCGGGACAGCACUGUGCUUCAUCUGUGCCUCCGGGAAAUUCAACAACAAAGAGCUGCUCAAAAACUAAUCUAUACCUUCAACCAGGUGAAACCACAAACCAUUCCUUACACACCAAGGUUCUUGGAAGUUUUCUUAAUCUACUGCCAUACGGCCAACCAGUGGUUAACUAUUGAGAAAUACAUGACAGGAGCAUUCCAGAAGUACAACAACAACAAUGGAGAUGAAAUUGUCCCUAGCAACACCCUGGAGGAGCUGAUGUUAGCUUUCUCUCACUGGACCUAUGAGUACACUCGAGGGGAGCUGCUGGUUUUAGACCUGCAAGGUGUUGGAGAAAACUUGACAGACCCAUCUGUUAUAAAACCUGGAGACAAACAAUCAAGAGGAAUGGUGUUUGGGCCGGCCAAUUUAGGAGAAGAUGCAAUUAGAAACUUCAUUGCAAAACAUCGUUGUAACUCCUGCUGCCGGAAACUCAAACUACCGGACCUCAAAAGAAAUGAUUAUUCCCCUGGAAGAAUAAAUUCCCACUUUGGACUUGAGAAGAAAAUCGAACCAGCGGAGGGAGCUCCGGAAAGAGAAUGGAAGAGGAAUUCCCUAGAAGAACACACACGACUGUAAAAUCAGGAUGGAAGGAAGCAUCCCGAUCAUUCCAUCCCGGGUGGACACACCAACAUUAUAAAGUAAUGCCGAUUCCACCAGGACGAGACCUUACACCACGGCCCAGGGCUUCCCGGGGACAUGCGCUCUGAGCCUCCCGUCUGCCCUCGUCAAGAAGUCUCAUUGGAAGAUGGCCAACAGGUCUUUCUAGAUAGUGCUCUCUGUGCAGGUCAUUUUGCAUGUGUUCUCGAUCCUCCAGUUCCACAUGAAGAAAGUUGGAUGAGUCAGCUGGGAAUUCUGUUCCUUUAUACCUCAUUGCUUUAGCUGGUCACUUGGAACCAUUAGAACAGAGUUUUGUGCACUAAAGAACCAGGGGGUUGAAUUAAUUUAUUUUCUCACUGUGUGUGCAGACUCUGCCCCCCACGGCUACAUCUCCUCAUCUACAGAUUGUACUUAUGUAUCUAUAUGUACAUUAAAAAGUUAUUUGACUUCCUCUUUCCUAUUACCCAGGAGCAUAAGGCUUUCAAUAGCACCAACAGAGGAAGGUGAUGAAUGAAUGUAUGUUUGCACAUCCCUAUAUGACCAGUACAAAAUUAAACCAUGCUAAAAUCUUACAUUGGUGUGUGCCAGAGAAUCAUAUGAAGCCUGGGCAUUCCAGGGUUCUCUAAGGAGGAAAUAAUAAAAAAGCAAGUGGGAGGAACUUGCAGUAAAUUCUUUUGCCUCUUUUUUCCCCUUCUCCAUCAGAGAGCAAGUUAUUAGGCACCAGUGGUUCGUGUCUAUAAGACUGACUACUCAA